Molecule: messenger RNA, 2242 nt
Organism: Oryctolagus cuniculus (rabbit)
Lineage: Eukaryota; Metazoa; Chordata; Mammalia; Lagomorpha; Leporidae
Gene: PIM1
Product: Pim-1 proto-oncogene, serine/threonine kinase
Biological process (GO): protein autophosphorylation; negative regulation of apoptotic process
Cellular component (GO): cytoplasm
Molecular function (GO): protein serine/threonine kinase activity; ATP binding
Source: RefSeq, a predicted model, not a curated record
GAGGCGCGCCGGCGAGGGCGGGGCCGGGGCGCGGCGACCCAGCGCGCGGGGCGGGGGCCGAGGGGAGUCGCCCCGUCCCGCCGCCUCCCCACCCCCUCUCCUCUCUCCACCGGCCGGGCAGCCCAGCUCCCCGCCUCGGCCUCCCGGAGAGGCCCCGCCCCGUCCCCGCCCGCCCGCGCGCCCUCCCCGCCGGCGCGCUCCGCCCCUUUACUCCUGGCGGCGGGGCGAGCCGGGCGUCUGCUGCAGCGGCCGCGGUGGCGGAGGCCUGAGAGGAGUCGGCGGCAGCGGCGGCGGGACCGGCAGCAGAGGCACCAGCAGCAACAGCAGCAGCAGCAGCAGCGGCGGCGACAGCGGCAGCGGCAGCAGCAGCAGCGGCCGCCAGCAGCCCCCGGCCCCGCGGCCCCGCCGCCGCCCGAGCCCCACGAGCCGCCCUCCACGCCGCCUGACCCCACCGGCGCGCCCUCCCGCCGCCAGUCCCGGCAGCGCCCCCAGUUGUCCUCGGACUCGCCCUCGGCCUUCCGCGCCAGCCGCAGCGGCAGCCGCAACGCCACCCGCAGCCCCAGCGCCAGCUCCUGCGGCGGCGCCUCCAGGCACGGUCCCCGCGCCGACACCCUGGAGGUGGGGAUGCUCUUGUCCAAAAUCAACUCGCUGGCCCACCUGCGCGCCGCGCCCUGCAGCGACCUGCACGCCACCAAGCUGGCGCCCGGCAAAGAGAAGGAGCCCCUGGAGUCGCAGUACCAGGUGGGCCCGCUGCUGGGCAGCGGCGGCUUCGGCUCGGUGUACUCGGGCAUCCGCGUCGCCGACAACUUGCCGGUAGCCAUCAAACACGUGGAGAAGGACCGGAUUUCCGACUGGGGCGAGCUGCCCAACGGCACCCGCGUGCCCAUGGAGGUGGUCUUGCUGAAGAAGGUGAGCUCGGGCUUCCGGGGCGUGAUCCGGCUGCUGGACUGGUUCGAGAGGCCCGACAGCUUCGUGUUGAUCCUGGAGCGGCCCGAGCCGGUGCAGGACCUCUUCGACUUCAUCACGGAGCGGGGGGCCCUGCAGGAGGAGCUGGCGCGCAGCUUCUUCCGGCAGGUGCUGGAGGCCGUGCGGCACUGCCACAGCUGCGGGGUGCUGCACCGUGACAUCAAGGACGAGAACAUCCUCAUCGACCUCAGCCGCGGCGAGCUCAAGCUCAUCGACUUCGGCUCGGGCGCGCUGCUCAAGGACACGGUCUACACCGACUUCGACGGGACCCGGGUGUAUAGCCCUCCCGAGUGGAUCCGCUACCAUCGCUACCACGGCCGGUCGGCAGCCGUCUGGUCCCUGGGGAUCCUGCUCUACGACAUGGUGUGCGGGGAUAUUCCUUUCGAACACGACGAGGAGAUCAUCAGGGGCCAGGUCUUCUUCAGGCAGAGGGUCUCUUCAGAGUGUCAGCAUCUCAUCAGAUGGUGCUUGGCCCUGCGACCAUCGGAUCGGCCAUCCUUCGAAGAAAUCCAGAACCACCCGUGGAUGCAGGACGUCCUCCUGCCCCAGGAGACUGCUGAGAUCCACCUCCACAGCCUGUCGCCAGGGCCCAGCAAAUAGCAGCCUUCCCGGCCGGCCCGGCCCUGCCCUCCCCGGCAGAUGGCUGUGGGAGCGGAAGCGGCUGUCUCCAGCUUCCCGAUGACCAGUGACACUUCUCGCCAAGCUGGACAGUGCUUGGCGCAGGAACAACAUUGACAACUCAUUCCAGACCCCAGGCCCCUGGAGGCUGCCUCCCACCACGGAGGGGGGGGGGGGCGGGAAGAGACUGCACUCCAGGUGCCCUAGGCCUCAGUUCCUCCCGUAGAUGCUCUCUCCUUCUCAUAGGUGUCCAGCACCGCUGGGCUCGCAAAAACCCGGGGGUGGGGGGUGGGGGGUCGGAACCCUGCCGUGGAACUGUUCCCUUCAUCACGAGUUCUGCUGAAUGCCGCCAUGGGUCGUAGUGGGGAAACAGGUUGGGAUGGGAUAGGACUAGCACCAUUUUAAGUCCCUGUCACCUCUUCCGACUCUUCUGAGUGCCUUCUGUGGGGACUCCGGCUGUGCUGGGAGAAAUACUUGAACUUGCCUCUUUUACCUGCUGCUUCUCCAAAAAAAUCUGCCCGGGUUUUGGUUCCCUACGUGUCUCCCCUCCUCCCCCUCCCCCCUUCCUACGAAAGGUGCCAUGGAAGAGGCUACAGGGCCAAAACGCUGGGCCACCUGCCCUUUCUCUGCCUCCUUGAGUAAAACUGAGCGAACUGGU